AUGCGCGACGGAUACAAAAGAAACAGAGUCCUCAGGAGCGGUUCCGAAGGAAGAAGUAGUGGAUUUAAUUCAUGCCUGAGCUAUUUAGAUGAAGCUGACGUCGGAGGCACGCGUUCGACAAAUAUUGCAGACACGGGAGAAGAUGAUUCGUCAAAUCUUAGAGACACAGGUGUUGAAGAUUCGUCAAAUAUUAGAGACUCAAGAGAAGAAGAUUCGGAUUACUAUCAAGACGAGAACGAACCCCCUCCACCUAAUUACUUGGGGAGAGGCGAUGGAGAUUCCUCGGAAACCAGCAAUAACCUUCCAAGGACCUACGAGCCGAGAGCAUCUAUUUUGGGCAAGCGAAAUACUCAGGUGUGGGAGACACCUAUCACGAAAAAACCACGUUCCUCCGACAGCAGUCUCAAAAAAGGAGGAAGCGAUAAGGCAGUUGAACGUAUGUCCGUCCUUGAAGCCGUAGACAUGGUGAAAACAAAAGCAGCGCGCCUGAGUACAUACGAUGACGAAUACAGCCAUUUCGGUGCAUUCGUGGGACACGUACUACGAGGAUUCAAUAAAGAUGUCGCCAGAUCGAAAUACCAGCAAAUUAUGGAAAUUCUCUUUGCCACCAGCGCGGACGAUAAGCAAGACCAGCCACCCCAUCCCCAACAAUGGUCUCCCGAUCCCGACGAGAUCGAAGUCUUGGAAGAAGACAAGGAAUCAGAUUGA
This is a messenger RNA of Cylicostephanus goldi, 708 nucleotides long. NCBI's taxonomy places the organism in Eukaryota, Metazoa, Nematoda, Chromadorea, Rhabditida, Strongylidae. The record is from the annotation of a GenBank genome assembly.